CCCAGGCCGGGGGCGGGGCGCCGGGCGGGCGUGGCGUUAUUUCCAGCUUGCCGGAGGCUCCGCUCGCACUUCGCUGGGAGCCUUCCCGGCGCGCUAGCGGGAUCUGGCGGUUCUGUGCGGAGAGGAGAAGCCGGCGGUGGGGGCCGGGAGGUGGGAGGCAGGGGACGGACCCGCGCCGGGGGCCGAGGAAGAACACGCCACCGCACCCUCUCCCCCUCCCUCUCCUGCGCGCUCUGGCCGCCGGCCCGCGCCGCUCGCCUCACCCACCGCACCGGGCUCAGCUCGGAGCGGGAGGAGGCCCCGGGCCCAAGCUGGGGCGGAGGUCCUCCCUGCAGCCCGGAGCCCGGGAGCGGAGGAUUCGCCGUGGAGGACCGAGCCUGGGCUGGAGGCGCCCGCGACCCCGCGAGCGCCGGCUGCGCCAGACCGUGCCCUGAUGGAUGCAUGGUGUGGACGAUGAAGGAAGAACGCACCUCCCACACCCGAGAGGUGACCCCGGAGCAAGCCCCGGAUGACCGCACGAGCCGGAACCAUGCGGCUGGCCUGCAUGUUCUCAUCCAUCCUGCUGUUCGGAGCCGCAGGCCUCCUCCUCUUCAUCAGCCUGCAGGACCCCACGGAGCUCGCCCCUCAGCAGCUGCCAGGAAUAAAGUUCAGCAUCAGGCCACAGCAGCCCUACAACGACGUCCCACCAGGCAGCUCCCAGGAUGGUGAUUCAAAGGCACCGACGGAGAAGGUCCCCGGAGACUUGUCCAGCCGGGCCCCAAGGGACUUCCACCUGCCAGUGCCAGACCAGCCUCAAGCCCACCUAAACACGGGGGCCCGGCCCCGGCCCCGGCAGCGCCGCCGGCGGCUACUUAUCAAGAAAAUGCCCCCUGCGGCAGCUGUCCCGGCCAACGGCUCAGUGGGCGUGUUUGCGCGGCCGGCACCCUGGGCCCCCGACGGCCACUGGGUCACCCUGCAUCGCAGCCAGCAGGAGCGCAAGCGGGUGAUGCGGGAGGCAUGUGCCAAGUAUCGGGCCAGCAGCAGCCGCCGGGCGGUCACCCCCCGCCACGUGUCCCGCAUCUUCGUUGAGGACCGCCACCGCGUGCUGUACUGCGAGGUGCCCAAGGCGGGCUGCUCCAACUGGAAGAGGGUGCUCAUGGUGCUGGCGGGGCUGGCCUCGUCCACCGCCGACAUCCCGCACAAUACUGUCCACUACGGCGGCGCCCUCAAGCGGCUGGACACCUUUGAUCGCCAGGGCAUCCUUCACCGCCUCAGCACCUACACCAAGAUGCUCUUCGUCCGCGAGCCCUUCGAGAGGCUGGUCUCCGCCUUCCGCGACAAGUUCGAGCACCCCAAUAGCUACUACCACCCCGUGUUCGGCAAGGCCAUCAUGGCCCGUUACCGGGCCAACGCAUCCCGGGAGGCACUGCGGACGGGCUCUGGCGUGCGCUUCCCCGAGUUCGUCCAGUACCUGCUGGACGUGCACCGGCCCGUGGGCAUGGACAUCCACUGGGACCACGUCAGCCGGCUGUGCAGCCCCUGUCUCAUCGACUAUGACUUCGUGGGCAAGUUCGAGAGCAUGGAGGACGACGCCAACUUCUUCCUGAGCCUCAUCCGGGCGCCGCGGAACCUGACCUUCCCGCGGUUCAAAGACCGGCACUCGCAGGAGGCCCGGACCACGGCGCAGAUCGCCCGCCAGUACUUCACCCAGCUUUCAGCCCUGCAGCGGCAGCGCACCUACGACUUCUACUACAUGGACUACCUGGUUUUCAACUACUCCAAGCCCUUUGCGGACCUGUACUGACGCGCAGGGCCGGCUGGCCGCUGGCAGCCCCACCCCACGUGCCCGUGCACGCUCCCGCACCUGUCCGCGCUCCGGACACGGGAGCAGCCGCGACUGCUCGGUGCCGCUGGCCCUACGUGGGGGACAGAGGCCCGGGCCUUGGAGGGGAGCCUCUGGCCCCUGUCCCAUCCCCACUUCCUCAUGCCUCCGCUGAGGAAGACGCCCGGGGGUUGAGCAGGACCCCAGGAGUCCCAGCUGCAUACACCCAGCUCAGCGAAGAGUCAGGAUGGCCGGGGAAGUCUGAGGCCCGGAAGACGAGGGCCCCAGCGGUGAGGGACUUCCUGCGGUCCCUUAGCCAUUGCCUUGUACCAAACCACAUGGUUUGCAGCUUUUCUAUGAGCCAGGGGGGAGAUUCCCUCGGAAAGAGAUUCCAAAUAAAGCACAUGGUUUCCAGAGUAGAGGUGUCCACACUUGGUGUUGGUAUGGGAACACAUGGCCCCUUCCCCGGGCUCUGGGGGCUCUUUCUCUCUCCCCAGGGGCCUGAGCCAGGCGUCUGCAGGUCCUGCUGCAGGAAAGGAGGCAGGGAGAGUAGAGGAUCUGAGGCUCCCAUUCAGGGUACCUGGGGCCUCUGGUCUCAGUUCCAGCCCAUUUAUCCUGAAAGGAGACACUUGACCUGUCCCCGUGGAGGCACACUGGGGUCUCUUCUUGUGCGUCACUUUGUGGAGACCCUCUGGGGACCUGCCCGGGUUCCCUGGGUAAGCUGCCAUGUGGGGAUCUGUGGGGUCCAGCAUGGGGGUUCUCCGUGGGUAUGGCACUUACAGGCUGUUGUCUGGAGACCCCUUGACCUGGCCUUGACCCCUGGCUCUCUUCACUUGACCAGAAACCCUUAAAGCUUUCAGGGCUGCCCACCCUUGGGGGAGGAGUAAGAGAUGCCCACAGGGGGAACUUCUCCAACAGUGUACUUUCCACACACAGUAAUGGCUCUGAAAUUGUCCAAAGCCAGAGUGAUUCUCAAAAGGUCCCAGAAAAAGUGUGUUGGAGCUUUAAG
Messenger RNA from Mustela lutreola (European mink), 2810 nucleotides. RefSeq names its product carbohydrate sulfotransferase 8 (gene CHST8). The record is from RefSeq and is a predicted model, not a curated record. Lineage: Eukaryota; Metazoa; Chordata; Mammalia; Carnivora; Mustelidae. The coding region runs from base 509 to 1783 and encodes 424 amino acids. Gene Ontology annotation, cellular component: membrane. The transcript is spliced from 4 exons. Gene Ontology annotation, molecular function: sulfotransferase activity. Gene Ontology annotation, biological process: carbohydrate biosynthetic process; proteoglycan biosynthetic process.